CGGCACUCAUCAGCAUUUCAGAUCAUUUGGACAUUCCCAAAGACGCUUCAGGACUCGUCGAUUAAGUUAACUCCUCUGCUGGAUAAGAUGGCCGCAUCUGGAUUACAGCUGCUUGGAUUUUUUCUCUCCCUGGUCGGAGUCGGUGCGACUGCUGCCGCCACUGUUAUGGUGGACUGGAAGAAGCUGGUCCAGGGCAAGCACCGCUCCUAUGAGGGCUUAUGGAUGUCCUGUGGUGGCGUCCAAGACAGAGCCACCUGUGAAAUUUACCAUUCCUUUAUCAAACUGCCAGAUGAGAUUCAAGCAACCAGGAUAGCGCUGCCACUCAGCCUCUUCCUCUCUGCUCUGGCAAUGCUCGUCUCCACAGUGGGGAUGAAGUGCACCCACUUCAUGGACGGUGCCUCGCAGAGCAAAUCUGUGACAGCGAUGAUCGGGGGAAUCAUGUUCAUGCUCUCAGGUUUAUUGACCAUCAUCAUCACCUCCUGGUUUGUCAAAGUUGUUCUUCAGAACUUUUAUCACUCGCCUCCUCUAAUCAGGUCUGAGUUUGGUAACGCUGUGUUUGUGAGCUGGGCCGGUGGACUCCUCACUCUGACUGGAGGUGCUUUCCUGAGCUGUCGGAGAUGCGCGGCCAUGUCCUCCGUGUCCAUAAGCUCCAGCCGUCUGCUUCCCACCAGUGAUCCGAAGUCCAACUACGUCUAGU
This is a messenger RNA of Neolamprologus brichardi, 697 nucleotides long. Its product is annotated as claudin-7. Gene Ontology annotation, cellular component: membrane; bicellular tight junction. Gene Ontology annotation, molecular function: structural molecule activity. The record is from RefSeq and is a predicted model, not a curated record. Lineage: Eukaryota; Metazoa; Chordata; Actinopteri; Cichliformes; Cichlidae.